GGCUUUCGUGCUGUGUCGCCGUCGCGUCUAUUUUAAACGCUCUUCCUUCGUCAGUCGAAGGAAGGAGGAAGGAAUCGAAGGAAGGAGGAAGGAAGGAGCAAGCGAUGGCGAGUCUCUUGAGGUCCCUCGCGUCGGCCGUUCUCCUCGCCCUCCUCGCCGUUCGCGGUAUCGAGGGGACGGAGCAACGGGAGUUCGAUUACUUUUUGCUGUCGCUGCUGUGGCCGGGCACCAGCUGCGCGGCCACCCGCCAUUGCUGCUCCGACAACGCCUGCUGCCGAUCAAGUCCUUUGCCCGAGUUCACGAUCCACGGGCUGUGGGUAGACUACAAUGAUGGAACAUGGCCAGCUUGCUGUACACACUCUAAUUUUGACAUAAAGAAGAUUACAUCACUAUUGCCAACUCUUGAAAAGUAUUGGCCAACCUUAUCCUGCAGUUCUUCAUCUCUUUGCUUUGGUGGAAAAGGGUUGUUUUGGGCACAUGAGUGGGAAAAACAUGGGACUUGUUCCUACCCAAUAAUACAAGAUGAAUAUAGCUACUUCUCCAAAGCCUUAGAUCUGUACUUCAAACACAACAUGACAGAAGUUCUGACUAAUGCUGGUAUUCUGGCAACGGACGAUAAAAAAUAUCCAUUGAAAGACCUUGCGGCCAUCAUUACAAGGGCCUUUGGUGCAACACCACAGCUAGUUUGCAGGCAUGGUGCUCUUGAUGAACUUAGAUUGUGCUUUUACAAAGAUUUCAAGCCAAGAGACUGCGUUGAUGGUGCUGACGUUCUGGCGAACAAACAAAACAACUGUCCUAAAUACGUCAGCCUACCAACAUAUACUCCUGGGCUUACGGAUAUCAGUGAAUCAAUUGGACUGGCCAUGUACAACCCUCUCAGUGUAGCUUGAAUGAGAAUAUGAACUUGAUGUGCAGUAAAUAAAAGGAUAGAAAAGUUUAUUUUCCUUCCUCAUGUACCAAAGGAUUUGACUCAACGCAAAGUUGAUGGAGAAUCUAAAAUGUCACAUCGAAUAUAAAAAAAACAUAAUAAUCUGCGAAUUUGAUGAUGGAUCUAAUUGUCUUUUUUUUUUUUUUUGUAACCAGGCAUACCAUCUAAAUGGAUAUAGUUGUAAUGGUUUCAUCUAUGAUUUUAUUUGCUAUGGUAAAUCAUGGACCCAAAAUUUAUUUCUCAUUUCUUCAA
Messenger RNA from Zingiber officinale, 1180 nucleotides. RefSeq names its product ribonuclease 2-like. The record is from RefSeq and is a predicted model, not a curated record. Gene Ontology annotation, cellular component: extracellular region. Bases 105 to 890 code for a protein of 261 amino acids. Lineage: Eukaryota; Viridiplantae; Streptophyta; Magnoliopsida; Zingiberales; Zingiberaceae. Gene Ontology annotation, molecular function: RNA binding; ribonuclease T2 activity. Gene Ontology annotation, biological process: RNA catabolic process. The transcript has 9 exons.